Molecule: messenger RNA, 1444 nt
Organism: Dreissena polymorpha
Lineage: Eukaryota; Metazoa; Mollusca; Bivalvia; Myida; Dreissenidae
Exons: 6
Coding region: 128-1249 (373 amino acids)
Source: RefSeq, a predicted model, not a curated record
CGCGAUAGUAGUGCAAUGCGGACACUCUUUCGUCUCGAACGAAUGUGAUCAUUCCCACCAGGCUAAACCGGGCAUAGACAAGCGUCUCGUCAUCACCACCAAGGUUAACGCCGAGUCUGAUAAAAACAUGUUCGAAUCCGCUGGAUCCAUUGUUGAGAAAAUUUUGCGUGAAGAAGCAGAUGACCGCCUUCCCGAAGCGUCCAGGCCUGAUUAUACCAACCUCUUAAGGAAUUGCAACAGGCGACGCCAACGCCAACGCCCCAAAGAUCCCACAGACAUGGACUUUGAGCUCGACAUGGCGUUCAUCAACGAGAAGAUCUCAUCGUCUUUCUUCCGGGCCGAGGUCCGCAACGGCGAAAGACGACAUCUUAUAUUCGCCACAGACCAGCAACUUCAACUGUUGAAGAAAGCAAAGACCUGGUAUAUUGACGGGACAUUUAAGGUGGUCCGGCAACCCUUUUACCAGUUGCUUUCCAUUCAUUCUUUCGUAAGGUCCGGUGAGGACAUAAAGCAACUUCCGUUACUGUUUGCGGUGAUGUCCGGAAAAACCAGUGAUGACUACACACAGGUUUUCAAAGGCGUCAUGGACAUCCUCCAUAACGAAACUCGAGUGAAAGAAUUCAUGGUCGAUUUUGAAGCCGGGAUGUGGCAGGGCCUCCGGGAAGUUUUCGUCGACCCAACAAUUAAAGGAUGUGCCUUUCACUGGAACCAGGCCGUAUGGCGGCACGUUCAAAGCCUCGGUCUCCAGAGCGCCUACAGUCAACGCGACACUGUAUUCACCUUUGUCCGCAAGGUCAUGUCUAUACCGUUCCUGCCAGCGGAACAUGUGGAACCAGCGAUUAUGAGACUGAAAGAAAAAACAACAGACGAACGCCUGGCAGACCUGUUAGAGUAUGUGGACAGGACAUGGCUUAAAUCUUCGGUGUGGGGCCCUGAAAAUUGGAGCGUGUUUGGUCGGAGUGUCCGAACAAAUAACGACUGUGAAGGGUGGCACUUGAAACUAAAUCAGCACGCCAAGAAAGCCAAUUUGCCUUUCUACCUACUACUGACCCUUCUUUGUGAAGCGGCUUCCCUUCUCCCAACACAGGUGAAGAUGGUAUCCGAAGGAAAGCUAUCCAGGCGACAACGAAGGAAGAACACGUCUCUCCAGGGAAAAAUCUUCAAGCUGUGGGAAGCGUACGAGAGCGGAGAAUUGUCAGUCAACGGCCUACUGAGGAAAUGCAGUGGCAUUUAUGGACCAAAUGCAUGAACGUUGCUCAUUUGAUGUCUUUCUGAUUGUUGGAAAUGUUUCAACCCUUGUUUUUGAAAAGCUUGUUUGUGUGUGAACGUUACUGUGUGUUUGUAAUGUUUUACCAUUAUUAUAUUUUUUAAAUGUUUGAUAAUAUUCAUCAUUUACGGACCAAAUGCCUGCCUGAAAGUUGCUAGAUUGAAUUGAAAUAAAUUA